Messenger RNA from Plasmodium relictum, 9144 nucleotides. Its product is annotated as conserved Plasmodium protein, unknown function. Bases 1 to 9144 code for a protein of 3047 amino acids. The transcript has a single exon. The record is from RefSeq and is a predicted model, not a curated record. NCBI's taxonomy places the organism in Eukaryota, Apicomplexa, Aconoidasida, Haemosporida, Plasmodiidae.
AUGACACAACUAAAAAAAAAGUUUAUUAAUUGUGAUACCAAUGAAAAUACAUCUUCACUAUGUGAAGGGACAACUAAUAUUUAUAAUGAGCCAAACAGUGAUGAAUACAGAAAAUGUGAACCCGAAAAUAUAAUCACUGAAUGCGUUACACCGAAAUUUAAAAAUAUGAAUACAAAAAGGGAUAAAAUACGUAUAAAAAUACAAAAAGAUUGGAAUUUAGAAAGUCCAAGAAAUUUAAGAUCAGGAAAAAAAAAUAAAUCUUUUAUUAAAAAUAUAGUAAAGAAAAUGGAAGAUAUAUAUAAAAAUGGGUUGCAUAAUAAAAAAAAAAAUAAUAAAUUAUUAUUUGAUACUCAUUCAAUGAUUUUUCCAAAUGAAUAUUUAAAUGCCGAACCAACUAAUAAUGUAUUAUAUAGACGUAGAACCCCACAUGAAACAUUACUUCGAAGUGAUUUUAAUGGUAUAAAUUUAAAACCGUUUGUUAGGUUUAAGAGUGUUGGAAACUUAGAUAAUAGAAUGAAAAAUAAAGCAAUUAUAAAAAUUUCUAAUAUAAAUCCAUAUGGAAUAUAUGAAAAUAAUAAGGGACUUAAUUAUUUUAAUCCAACAAGUUUGAAUACAUCAAAAUAUAUAAGUAGUAGUAAUAUGGAUACAAAUGGAGGAUAUAUGAAUAAUAGAUGCAUUUAUAAUCAUAUGAAUUGUUUGAGUAAUAGAAUAAAUAGAAAAACGUUGUCAACCAACAGACAUGGAACAUACAUUAAAAGAAAUACAAUGUAUGAUCCUUUUUACAGUAAUCAUAUAAAAAAUAUGAAAUAUAAGGAACUUGGUUUAAAUAGUUGCAAUUCUUAUAAUUUCCAUGACUUGAAAAAGCACAACAAUAACAACAAAACAAAUAAUAAAAUUAACCUAAAAAUAAGAAGUAACGAAGGAAAUAAAGAAGAAUAUUUAGAUGAUAUUUCAGGUGAAAUUAAUAGUAAUAAAAUGCCAUUGUGUGAUCAUAAUAUUAGUUGUUUUAAUAAGGAAAACAUAAGCAAAAAUAAUUUUCCUAAUCAAGAUAAAAAAUUGAGAGCCAAAAUAUCUAUACCUUUAAGUAACUAUAGUAAUCAUAUAGAGAAGAAUGAAGAAAAUAUUUAUAAUUCAAAUUUCAAUAAUGAAAAUAUUAUAAAAAGGAAACAAGAUGUAAAUGAAAUAAAAUUUUGUUAUGGAGACAAUAGUACAGAUAACAGCUUCCAGAAAAAUCAUAACAAUUAUAGGAACAUAAAUUAUUAUAAUUCUGAUCAUCAAUACCAUAAUAAAAAUUCUCGUUUAGGUUUAGAUAAAAAAAAUUCUCAAAUUGCAUAUAACGAAAAUAAUAUAAGAGUCUGUGAUAAUUCACUAAGAAAUGAUAUUAAUUUAAAAUAUGCAUAUAAUGAUAAAAGUUGUUUAUAUAAUGAAAAGAAUAAAAAAAAUAGGAAUUCUUCAAUUAAUCUUAAAAAGAAAGAAAAGAAAAUAUCAAAAGAUAGUAUAAAAGAAAAUGAGAACUUAAACAGUGACGAAGAAAAAAAAUUAUUAAAAAUGUCAGCAACAAAUGAUAAAAUUAACAAUAACAGUUUUGAUAAAUGUGAAAAAGCUUUUAAUGAAAGUCAUACAAGGGAAUUACAUAAAACUUCUUCAAACUCUAGGAAGAAUUUAGAAAAUGACAUUUUUCAUAUAAAUAAUAAUAUAGAUAAUUGUAAAAUUAACAAGUCAUAUGUACAAGUAGAAGAUAAAAAAAGUAGCAGGAUAAGUAAUUUUGAUAAUAAUGAUAGUGAUAAGAAGAUAAUUAAGAAAAGUUUUUCAAAUCAAAUAAAAUCAUCUAAUAAAAAAAUAAUUUUGUAUGGCGAUAUUAAUAACCAUAGAAAUAUGAAAAGUGAUAUAGAUUAUAGAAUAAUAAAAGAUAAAAAUUCAAAAGAAGAUACUGAAAAUUAUAUGGGAAAUAGAAGACGUCUGUAUAGUAAAAAUUAUAUCCAUAAUAAUUCUCAAGAUUAUCCUAUUUGUGAUCAUUCAGUAGAUAGUAAAGAAAAAUAUGGAAACUUGAGAACAAUGACUAUAGUUUCAGAUUGUAAAAGAUUAUGUAAAGAAGAAAAAAAUAAUAAAGAAAAUCCUGUAAAAAAUAAAAAUAAUAAUUCUAAGAAAUAUAGUUUUCAUAAAAAAUCCAAAAUUUACGAUUCAGAAUAUCAUUUAAAUUCAGAUGAAACAAAUUCAAAUUUGGAAAAUUGUAAUAUUUUAGAAUAUAAUAUGAAUAAUAAAUACAAGUUAUCUGAUACAAAUAAUAAGAUAAAUUGUGAAAAAAUGCAUAAAUCUUCCCAAAUUUCGAAAAAAAAUAAAAGAAAUUAUUGUGACUUAAAACAAGUAAAAUCAAAUAAAGUAUAUCAUAAUAGAUUAUUAGAAAUAGAAGAUAAAAAAAAUAGAAGUGGAAUAAAUUCGUACAAGUAUGAAAAUGGAUACAAGAACAGUAAUGAAAUAAUUGACUAUAAUUCAAGAAAAAGUAGAACCAAAAGUUCAUUAAAAAAUAAAUUAAAUAAGGCAAUAACUUUGAAAAAUAAGGAAAGUAGCAGCAAUGAAAGUGAUUACAACAACGAUUAUAACAAUCACCCAAAUAGGGAGAUAGACGAAAAAAACAUAUAUGCAAAAAAAAAUUUUAAAGAUAAUACUCACUCAAUGAAAAUAAAAAAAAAAAACAGUAAAAGAUCAAAAAGUGAAAAUUUUUAUGACUAUAAAGCAAUUAAAGACAAUAAUGAUUAUUAUUCAAGUGGUAGCAUCAACAGCAUUUUUGAAGAAAAAAUUGAUGGAAGUAGUAAUUGCAGCCAUAAGGCAAUAUCUAAUUCAUUUGAAAAAAAAAAAUCCAAUACAAAAAAAGUAUCAAACGAAUCUCCUUAUGGAUUCAGUAUAUAUUCCUCAAAAAAUAGAACAAACACUGUGCAUAAUUUUAAACAUAAAGAAACAGAAAAUAAAAGAAACGGUGAAAUAAUAGAUGAAAAUAAGAAAAAUGGUUAUUAUUAUUUAAAUAGUAUCAAAAAAAGUAAAACUAAAUGUUGUUCAUGUGAUGACUUUAUAGAAAAAGAAAAAAAUGACAUAUCAUUAGGAAAAAUUUCACGAAGAAAAAUUAAAGGUAUAAAUAACUUAGAUUAUAGUAGUAGUUCGUCGAAAGGAGAAAGUUUACAAUCUUCAGAACUUUCAAAUAUUUUAACAGAUGAAGACUACGAAGAAAUUAAAAAAUCAAAAACUAAAAUUCCAAACAGUAAAAGUAAUAAAAUAAAGUUGUCUACACUCUCAAAUAAAUCACAAAGUAUAUCUAACAUUAACAAUAUUGAAGUACAACAUAGUCUCUGUCCUGAGAAAAAUUCCAAAAUAAAUAAAAAAAAAUCAUCAGUUAAUUCAAAAAGAAGCUAUAUAACAAACAAUAAAGAUAGUAGUUCUCAUUACUAUUCAAAAAUAGGUAAAAUGAAUUCUAAAUAUAGCCAUUAUUCAACAAAUAAAUGUUUAAGGAAGAAUAAUGAAAAAAAUAAUAGAGAAUCAAGUUAUAAUUCUGAAAUCAAUACUAAUUUUAAUAAUGAUUUUGAAAUAAAGUCACAAAAUCGUAAAGUUUUUAAAAAUUUAUCCAAACAUCAUUAUCUUAGAAAUGAGAGCAAACAAAAUAUUGUGAAAUCUUUAAAUAAUGAAAAUAUAAUUGGAGAAAAUUUAGAUGAUAUGCAUAACAAUAUUUGUAAACACUCUAUUUUAGGAAGCAAACAUUCAUCAGAAAAAAUAAUAGAGACUUAUUCAUUCAAUGAUAGAAAUUCUAGUGCAUAUUCAAAAAAUUCUAACAAGAACUCUAACAAAGAUUAUAUAAAUGAUAAUAUUAGUAAUAAAUUAAAUAGUAAUUCUAAUUAUACCAAUACAAAUGAUAAUAAAAGAGCAUAUAAUAAGAAUAUUUAUAAUAAUUCAUAUGCAAAAGAAAAUAUUAUAAAAGAAAAAGAAUUUAACAAUAAUAGCAGGGAUAGUAAAGAGAACAAUUACUUUACAUCUGAACUUGAUAAUGAAAACAAUAGUAGUAUAAAAUCUAAAGAAAGUAUAAAUAAUAAUAACAUGUAUGUAAAUACAUAUGAAAUUUACAAAUAUAACACAUUGGAUAAAGUAGACAGUUAUAUAAGCGAAAAAUCAAGUUCGAAAGUACCUUAUGCAUGUAAUGAUGAAGAGCUUUAUAACAGGAAAAUUGAUUCUCCAAAAUUAAAAAUAAAAUCAAAUGAUAAGGAUGAGUUUAUCAGAAGUAAAAGAACAAACAGUAAUGGUAUUUAUAAAGAAACUCCUUAUUUAAAAGGAUCAAAGAAGUUUUGUGAAUUUAUGAAUAAUAGAAAAGAAGAUAAAAAUAUACCCCAUGAAAAAAUGAUUAACAAUACAAAAAGGGAAUAUUCACAGUUAAAAAAUAUUGACCAAUCAUUAGUUUCAUUUCCAGAAGACUGUAGUUCACUGAAAAAUAUUAAAAAGAAUUAUUUAAAUAAUGAAGAUUAUGACAAUUGUAGCAAUUAUGACAAUGACUCGAAUGUAGUAUUAUACAGAGAAAAAAAGAAAAUGCAUGACUCAUUAUACAGUGCGCAUAAUAAUAGUGUAAACAAAGAUAUUUCUUUUCAAAAUAAAAGAAAUGAAUCUUCAAUAAAUUUACCAUAUGAAAAAAAUACUAUUGAAUCGACAUAUGAAAAUAAAAAAAAAUACAUGAAUGUGGAUAAUUUUCUAAAAAAAAGUAAUUUUUCAACUGAAGAUUUGAAUUCCAGAAAAUCAAAAAAAAAUAGAAGUUACGAAAAAGACAUUAAUUUGGAAUGUACGGAAAAUUUUUCUAAUUUCUCGAAGACUAAUAGAAAUAUAAUAGAACAUAAUAAAAGUUAUGGGAAUAGCUAUUACAGUAGUACUAAUCUACCACAAAAAAAAAUAACUGGUGAAUAUAAAGAACAAAAAAGCAUUAAAUGUAAUAUAUCACCUAAUAAUAUGAAUCAUAAGAAAAAAAAUAAUGGAAGUAACUUUUUAUAUAAUAGUUCAGAGUAUAUGAAAACUAGUAAUAAUGUGUUAAAUCUAUGUAAUCAAGAUAAUAAACAAAAUAAUGCAGAAAUAACUGAAAACGGUUCUCUACUAAAUAAAGAUAAGAUAUCAAUGAUGAACACAAAAUCUUCUGAAUUGCUUGAAAAGAAAAACAGAAAAAAGGGAUAUUAUACAGUAAGUUCUGAAUAUUAUAAUAAAAAUAAUUUAAGUAAAAAUUAUAAAUUAAAUUUGAGGGAUGAAAUAACUGAGUCAUUAUAUGAUUGUAAUGGAACUAGUGAUGAUAGAAAUUUGAAAAGAGAAUCCAAUUAUAUAAGUCCAUCAUGUACCUCAAGAAAACAAUAUGAUGAAGAAACAUUACAAAAAAUAAAAAGAACAAUGUCACAAAGGAGUAUAACAGGUUCAACCAAAAGAGAAAAUAGAAAAAAGCAAAAUUAUUUUAGUACUGAUUAUAAUAAUAUGGAUAAUUUAAAUAAUGAUUAUAAUAAUUUGCAAAAAAAUUAUAAUUGUCAUUACAAUAAUAAUGUUAGCGUUAAUACAAAAAAUGAAUCAUUACCUGAUAAUUAUUUAAAUACAUUUAAAAGAAGUAAAUCAUGUAAUCUUCGGGAAGACAAAAAUAAUUAUAUAAGAAAUUAUAUAGAUGAAAAUAAUAAUUCUCUAAAUUAUUUUCAUUCAUCAGAAGAUCAUAGAUCAAAUAAAAACUGCGAUAUUCUUCCAAAUAACAAUAAAAAGGAAAUAUAUGAAUUAAAUGAUAGGUACAAUAAUAGCGGAUUUUCAAAAAAUAAUAAUGCAAAUGAAAGUACAAAAAAUUAUAAAGGCUCAUUUAAUAGGAGAUUUUCUAGUGAAAAUUCUAAAAAAAAAAGGAAUGAAAUUAUUAAUUGUAAAAGUGACGAAUCUCUAUACUCAAAAAGUGAAUCAGAAAAUAAUUUCAAUUUAUUUUAUGUAGAAAGACUAUCUUAUAAAAAGGGUCUCAGUGCUCUAUUACCAAAAAUUGUUGAUGCACAAAAAAGAAGAAAGCAUCAGUGUAACAAAAAAAAUCCAGAGAAUGAUAAUGAAAGUAAAAUUCAGUCACAUAAUAGAAAUGAUCAUUCAAACAGAAAAUAUAGAAGUAUGGAAAAUAUUAAAAAUGAUGAUAUCAAAAAAAAAAAAAUAUACGAAGAUAAUAAUGUGAGUAUUUCCUCAUAUAUAAGUAAUGAAAAUAAACAAAAGCUAAUAAAUGCUCAUAACAUCUCAGAUCAAAAUGAAAAUUCAACCUUUCAUGAAAGUAUGAAGAUGAAUAACUUGAGAGAAAUAUAUAGAACCAAAAUGAAUCAAACAAUAAAUCAUUCUAAUAAUAAUAUUUCAAAAGAUUCAAGAAGUUUACAUUUAAAAAAAAAUAAUAAUAUUUCUGAAAGAAACAGUAAUUAUUCAAAGAAUUAUAUUAAUUCUAAGAACACAUAUAAAACUAGAAAUUCAAAGGAUAAUAAUACAUUUGAAAAUAUAAAUGAAAAUAAGAAUAAUUCAAAAUAUAACAUUAGUUUUAAUAUAGUUGAAGAUGAUACAAGAUCGCAAGUGAUAUCAAAUGAAAAUGAUAGUAAAAUAAAUAAUAAUUUCAAUUCAUCACAAAUAGAGAUUAACAACCAAAUAAAAACAAGUAUGAAUGAUUAUUUUAAUAACCCUAUUGAGAGUAAUUAUAGCUUAAAUUCCAAGAAAAGAGAAGUAAAAAAUCCAAGAAGAAAAAAUGAAGGAUUAAAUAUUCAUGCUUCUAAUUCAAAUAUAAAAAGAAUUUCUAAUAAUGGAGAGUAUUUUAAUAAAGAAAAUGAAAUUUUAUCAAAAAGUUUUUAUUCCUAUAUAAAAAAAUCUGAAAAUAAUGAUAGUAUUAAUUUAGAUUUAGUAAAUACAAAUUCUCUAAAUAAGUCGACAAAAAAUUUUAAUUCAGAAAAAAUUAAUUCAAAACAAAUAAGCGAUAAUCAUACUGUAUAUUCUUAUAAAAACAUUAAUAAAGAAGAUAAUUUUAAAGAAAGUAUUUCAUUGAAUGAUAAUAUGUUAUAUGAAAUGAAAAGGACAAAUAAUGAAGAGUCUUUAAAUAAUAAUUCAAGUUCUUAUGAAAUAGAAGAGAAAACAACACCUAGUAAAAACUAUAGCAUAUUACCGAAUGAAGAAGAUAGAGGAAUACCUUAUAUUAGCUCAGAUAAAAAAAAUUCAUUAAAAAGUGAUGUAAUUCAAAUAGUAGAAAAAGAAAAUCCAACUCAAGUAAUAAGCUAUGAAGAAAAUAUAAAUACAAAAAGCAUUUAUGAAAGUAAUAGAAACAAAGAGAAUAAUCCUAUAACUCAAACAAAGAGAAAGACAAAUGAAAAUUUAAAUGUAUCAGAAUUUCCAGAAUUAUUUAAUUUAAAUGAUUUAAAAAUAUUAAAUGAUAAAAAUUCCACAAAAAACAAAAUAAAUUCAACAAAUCAUCAUUUAUAUAGUAUGAAUAAUGAUAAUAAUAAAAGCUCGCAUGGAAAUUCGCUUAAUGGUAUUGUAGGUAUAGUUAAGGCAAAUGAAUAUAUGAAAAAUCAGUUAAAUUAUUAUCUGGAAAACGAUAAUGAAAUAAAUAAAAAUUCAAAAACAAAUUCAAAAAAAAUAGAGUCAAAUAUAAAUAUUAAAAAAAAAACUGACAUUUAUAAUAGUAACAUAGAAAAUUCUGAUAUUCCUUCACCUCGUAAAGGCAUAAAUGAUUCUAAGGAUAAUAUAUUCGAUAAUAUUAAUAAUGAAAAAAAAAAUAUAAGCUUUUUAUAUGAAGAAGGUUCUAAAAUAUCUACAACUAAUUUAAAUAAGAUUAAAAAUGAAACUAAUAAUAGUAAAGUUGUGAAUACACCAUAUUCUUCAUUAAAUAAUAAUGAAAGCAUAAAUUCAUAUGGUACUUUAUAUAAUUUAAAUAAUAAUAACACAAUUCAUUAUCAAAAUGAGAAUAAUAGCAUUCAUAAUGAAAUUUUUAGUAAUAUUAAAGUCCCCAGUAAUAACGGAAAUAGUACCUGUAAUAUGGCCUUUACUCAUAAUAGUAUUCCUAUUACUAAUAAUAUUCCUGUUAAUAAUGGCAUUCCUAUUACUAAUAGUAUUCCUGUUAAUAAUGGCAUUCCUAUUACUAAUAGUAUUCCUGUUAAUAAUGGCAUUCCUAUUACUAAUAGUGUUCCUGUUAAUAAUGGCAUUCCUAUUACUAGUAGUAUUCCUGUUAAUAAUGGCAUUCCUAUUACUAAUAGUGUUCUUGUUAAUAAUGGCAUUCCUAUUACCAAUAAUAUUCCUAUUAAUAAUAGUAUUCCUAUUGCUAAUAAUAUUCCUGUUAACACACGUAUAGAUGUUAACAGCAAUGCUCCUAACAUUUCAUUAUGGAAUAAUGGAAUAGAUAAUUCUUUUUGUUUGAAUGGAGGAGGAAAUAUAAUAAAAUAUGUUCAUGCUAAUGAAAAAAAAAAGAAUAAUUUGAAUAAUUCAGGUAUAAACAUUUUAAGAAAUUAUCAAUUGAAUAAAAAUGACAACAUCACUAUUUAUGACAACUUAAAUAAAAAUGAAACCUCAUAUAAUAAUCAUUUAACUAAUAAAACUUAUAACAACAAUAAUCUAAUAAAUAAAAAUAUUUUUAAUGGAAAUAUGAUUAAUCAAAAGUCAAUUAUAUCUACACCUGCAAGCCAUAAAAAUUUAAAUGAUCAACACAUGGCUAAUUAUAAUUUAAUAAAUAAUAAUUGUUUAAGCAGAAUGUGUUAUGAUAAUAAUGCAUUUAGUACAAUUAAUAUAAAUAAUCAAAAUUUAAGUAAUAAUUUAGUUAAUCAUAAUUUGAAAAAUAAUGAUAUAAAUAGUAUUUUAGUGAAUAGAAAUAUGAGUUACAACAGUAGUGCUUCUGCAGUUAAAAAUAGUUCUAGUUGCAACAACGUACUUAGUGAAAAUUUAUAUAAAAAUUAUUUAGUUCAAAAUAAUCCAAAUAAAAAAAAUUCAGUUAAUUGUAGUUUCACUAAUUUAAAUAAUAACCAACUACCUAAUGGCAAUGUUAAUAAUCAAAGUUUAUGCUACAUCAGUAAUGGGAAACCAAUCAUGACUAAUAUAACUAAUAUGGAUAAUCAUCAUUUAAAUAAUAAUAAUUCAAUGAAUAAUAUAGGUAAUUACAUUUUAUAA